AUGAUGACAUCCCCAGGCACAACGACUACUCGACUCGGCGUCCACGCUGGUGUGGCUAGCCAGGUAGGACUUGCCAGUCCGGAUUUCGGAAUGGCAGUUGCUGUCCCUCAAUCCUUCGAUUUACAAACUGUAAGUUGUGGUGAUUCUUCUUCUGAUGCACACUCCCCUGAAAUGCCUAUUAUGAAAGCGAGUGAUCGACAAUCACGUAUUAUUGCAGAAAAACAUCGUAGAAGUCAAUUUAAUGGUCAAAUUGCUCAAAUGAUGACUUUAUUGUCAGAUAUAGUACAUUCACAACGAAAAGUUGACAAGACAAGUGUUUUACGACUUGCAGCUAAUAAACUACGCAACGAACAUAUAUUUGGUGACUCUAUUAAGUGCUGUCACCUUGAAACUUGGUCUUCAGCUAUAUUAAAAUUUUUUGACCUUAUUGGAGGUUUUAUGUUUGCUGUUACUUGUAAAGGUCGUAUUUUUAAUGUCUCUCCUAAUGUCCAAGAAAAAUUAGGAUAUUGCCAUAUAGAUUUACUAGGUCAGGACAUCUACAAUUAUAUUCACAAUGAAGAUAAAGAAACUUUAAGGCAACACAUUUAUCCAGUUGAAUUACAAACUGGAUGUAAUUCAAGAUUAUUUGAUCAUCUUCAUACUUUUCAUAUUAGGAUCAUGAGGUCUGGUGCAAGAUCAGAUCCUCCAAGAUAUGAGCGUUGUAGAAUAGAAGGUGUUCUUAGACGAUCAGAUCGAGCCACUGCUAAUGGAGUUCAAGAUGAACAAACAAUUAGAAGACAGAGAGUAAGGCAUCAUCGCACAUUUUCAUCAAGUGGUAAUGACUAUGUAUUUAUAGGCAUGGUUCAUGUUCUCUCAAAUAACUUACCUGCUAGAAUCUUACCACCUACAGCAUAUUCUGAAUACUGGACUCGACAUUUGUUAGAUGGUAGAAUUGUACAAUGUGAUCAAAGCAUAUCUCUAGCAGCAGGUUAUAUGACUGAUGAGGUUACAGGUACCUCUGCUUUUGUAUUCAUGCAUAAAGAAGAUGUUCGCUGGGUAAUCUGUGUAUUGAGACAGAUGUAUGAUCAAAGUAGGGAGUUUGGUGAAUCUUUUUAUAGACUUAUGUCACGUUCCGGCCACUUCAUUUAUAUGAGGACAAGAGGUUAUCUUGAAAUAGACAAAGAUACAAAAAAAGUACAGAGCUUUGUUUGUGCCAAUAGUGUCAUAGGAAAAGAAUAUGGUCAACAAAUGUUGAAAGAGAUGAAAAGAAAGUAUUCAGUGAUGGUAGAUGCAGAUAGAUUAGAAAAUGAAAAAGUUGUUUCUGCUGAUGAAGUCCCUGUGGAACAUCCAAGACAUUUAGAAAGAAUUGUAAUGCACUUAGUGGAGCCAGCAGUCAGUGAAAGUGUUGAUGAAUUUAAAUUAGUUGCACCUUCCAAAGAAAAUAUUAUUUCUGCUAUUAAAAAUAGUGAAAAAGUAGUUCAUGAAACAGGUAUUCGAUUUGAUACACGUAAAAGAAAAAACUCUGAUAGUGAUGACAACUGUGAACAUUUAAAAAGACAUAGUGGACUUUCUGACUCU
Molecule: messenger RNA, 1557 nt
Organism: Brenthis ino (lesser marbled fritillary)
Lineage: Eukaryota; Metazoa; Arthropoda; Insecta; Lepidoptera; Nymphalidae
Source: the annotation of a GenBank genome assembly